This is a messenger RNA of Chara braunii, 2111 nucleotides long. Lineage: Eukaryota; Viridiplantae; Streptophyta; Charophyceae; Charales; Characeae. The record is from the annotation of a GenBank genome assembly.
CCCCGAAGGGUGGUGACAACCCCUUAGGGAAGAAAGUUUAUGCCCCACGGGAAAGUGUCCUGUUGUAGGGGACCGCGAGAUGUACAGUUGGCGCACCCGGCUAGAGCGGCGACGAAACGACGCGACCCCGACCGUCUCGGCAGCUCGCGGCAUGUGUUGCGUCGUUCAGAUUCAAACUUACUGUAGCACGGCCCCUGUCGAACCCGAAUCCCAGGUUGCAUUCUCUACUUCUUGUAUUGGUGGGGAAGCUAAGGAGUGGGUUUUGGCCGAAGCCAAUGCCGCAGGGUUCAAUGACAUCGGGGAGUGGGCUGGAACAUUGAACCUCAAACAGUUCCUUGGGAAGAUCAAGGAACGGUUUUUGGACAAAACGACGGCCGACAAGGCCUUUGACCAGCUCACCACGAUUGGUCAAAAGCAUUGGACCUCUGUGGAGUCGUUAUCACGGGAAGUUGAUCGGUUGCUGCAGGUUCCAGGAUUAAACCUGCAAGACAACCAGGUCUUGUACAUUUAUUUCCGAGCUCUGCCCGAGCCCAUUCGUGGACAACUCGUGGCAGAGUCUAAGUCGGGUAAGUAUAACUAUAGGCAAUUUCGGGAUUUGGCUCUCCAACGAGAGCAAAUGAUCUCUCAGGUAAAAAAUUCUUAUGCAUCUGUUGUGAAAUAUGGUGGUGGUGCAGGUACAGGCAACAAGAUCGACUUGAAAUCUGGGUAUCACCAGAUUGAGGUGGAACCCUGCGAUCAGCAUAAGAUCGCUUUCCGGACCAGUGACGGACAGGCGAGCAAAGUCAGACCCAUGGAUGGACUCGAGGAAGGACAAAGCGACAGACAGGUGCUACUGGACUUUCGUACCGCCUUCCAUGGGAGUGUGUUCGAGCAGUACCACAUGCUCCCCAUCCAAGUGACGACUCUUGACGCAGUUAAAUCUGCAACCUCUGAUGGUUUCUGGUAUUUAAGCGAGUUCCUCCUACAGGCAGGAAAUGCCGAUCUGCUGAAGAGAGAUCGGGAUGCUUUUGUUCCACAGUUUGAUACAUUCGUUGAAACAGAUCUGGACAGUGAUGAUAUGUUGAUGUACCAUGCCUACAUAGACAUGGCUAAAGCAUUUUUGAAUGAGCUGCCUGAUGUCUUUGAGGAGGUUUUUUCGUCUGUUGAACCGAAUAAAAAAUCUGCAAACUCGUACAUGGUACAUGCGGAGUUGGCGGUCCGAUUGGCAGGGUUUGUGCUCGCUCAUUCCCGUGAUUAUUUGGCUAAAAUGUUUCAUCGGUCAGGGAUGGAUGUUGUGCAGGAGAGUGACCUCAGUCUCGCAAGCAACAUGUUUCACUUUUGCAGAAACAUGCAAAAAGAGCCUUGGGAUGAUACAUAUUUCAGUAGAGCCAUUGUAGUCCAUUUUAUUGACUUCGACUUGGUGGGAAGUGACGGCAAGCAUUUUCCAUUACGAAUGCGCAUGCUCAAUAUGAUUUGGGAAGAGGAACUUGGCACCGGCUGGUUUGCUGAUGUGCAAGAUCAUGAGACAGACAUCCUGAUUGCCACAGCCAGCGAUGUAUCGUCUGACAACUUGACAGAACUCCAGAUCAUGGCUGCGGACAUUGUUAAGCAACGUUACAAGCCACAUGGAGAUAUCACUACAUUGCAGCUAACAUCAGGGUAUUUCAAAUAUUCUAGCGACGAGGACCCCGAGGAGGGCCAUGCCAACCUUCUUUGUAUCGCUCCAAUUUUAACGGAUGUCCCGAAGGACAUGCUGUUUGGUGUUCUUGAAAUCGUGGAGUUAGAGAUGGACAAGAAACGGAUUGAGGUGGACUACAGAUAGCGAUGGAAGUUUGCGAGGAUUGAAGAGAUGUAGAUGUGAAAUGGCUAGGAGGGGACACGUAAUCGUAUUGAGCGAUGGAAGUUCACGAGGAGAAGAUUGCCUUCUGUGCUUCUUUUCUGCACAGUUGUCACUUGCGCUGACUCGGGGUAAGGUCAUGUGUAGGGUCUGGUGCGUGAUGCUGGAGAGAGUACUGUCGGUGAAUGAGGUGGUGUUGGCUGCUGAGAUAAUUAAAAUAAGUCCGCUCAAAGUGGAGAACUGUUAACAUUGCUAUGGUCUGAACCUCCCCAGAUGGUCGCAUCAGGUCGCAUCU